ACAAGAAAGUACCUAACACGCGUGCUGUAGACGAGAAACGUUCAGUCGAGACAGAGCUCAUCCACGGGUUAGUUGAUUUAUUCUCAUCCAACAGACAAAAUGGCCGAUGUACCAAAACGUGAUCUUGAAAAUAUCGAAUUCGUUUUCGAAAUCAUGGGCUCUGCCGGUGUGGGCAUUGAUGCCGUUGAUCUAGGUGAUGCCCUCCGCGCCCUCAACUUGAACCCAACCUUGGCGUUGAUCGAAAAAAUGGGCGGCACCAAGAAGCGCAAUGAGAAGAAAAUCACCUUCGAAGAAUUCAUCCCCAUCUACGCACAAGUGAAGAAGGAGAAGGAUCAGGGCUGCUACGAAGAUUUCAUUGAAUGUUUGAAAUUGUACGACAAAGCCGAGGAUGGCACAAUGCUGUUGGCUGAAUUGCAACACGCCCUGCUGUCACUUGGUGAGGCAUUGGAUGAUGAGCAAGUUGAGACUCUCUUCGCCGAUUGCAUGGACCCCGAAGAUGAUGAAGGCAUGAUUCCAUACUCCCAGUUCAUCCAGAGAAUGAUGAGCGAUCCAGUUGUCUUCGACUAAACGCAUUUCUUGCCAGAAUGUGUGAAAGACCAGAUAUGCUAUAAAAUCACCAUUCACUUAUAGCGGCAACCAUUCUCCAUAGAUGUUUUAUUCAUCUCUCUCUCGUAUAUUUAUUUUUAAUUAAAUUUUAAUUUCUUUCUUUUUAUGAAUGCACUAAUUGCAUUACAAAGGUAGUGCGAUUACUUUUCAACGAAUAUCUACAUAAAGAGUAGCAAAACAAAACCUUACAAACACAAAUUAUGAAAAGCUUAAAGUAAUUUUUAAAUUAUGUAUAUAAAACCAAAUUAUACCAAAAAAAAAAAAACUAAAAUUAUAAAA
Molecule: messenger RNA, 885 nt
Organism: Rhagoletis pomonella (apple maggot)
Lineage: Eukaryota; Metazoa; Arthropoda; Insecta; Diptera; Tephritidae
Product: myosin light chain alkali
Exons: 6
Coding region: 100-567 (155 amino acids)
Cellular component (GO): muscle myosin complex
Molecular function (GO): calcium ion binding
Source: RefSeq, a predicted model, not a curated record